UUGGCCACGCGAGACCCAGUUCUAGCCAUGAAGAAGAGCAAAGCCAAAGCGAACAGUGCCGCAGAGAAAGAGUUUGUGUUUGAGUUCAGGGCAGGCAAACACAACUGUGUUCUCAAAGUGCCAUUACAGUUUCCUGUGCAGUUGAACAUCAGUGACCUUCAUGGGCGGCUGAUGCUGCUACAUAAAAUACCCUGCUAUAUAGAAAGUGACCUAAAAACCUCCCUUUCCAACUUCAUCGAGAAGGAGACCAGUCUGGAUUAUGACAGAGGGGCAGAGCUUGCCCUGCAGAGACUCACGAUGGGAGACAUAGACGUUAACCAGCUCACCAGUGCUUGGUCCAGGUCUUAUGUGGAGACGACCCUCGAGCACGCUCUUCCCGAAGAGCCCAGUCGGGCCGAGGACUUUGCUGACGUUUACCACGAGCUGAUCCACUCCCCAGCCUCAGAUACGCUCCUGAACCUGGAGCACAACUACUUUGUCAGCAUCUCUGAGCUCAUUAGUGAGAGAGACAUGGAGAUUAAGAAGCUACAAGAACGGCAAACAACAGAAAUGGACAAAGUGAUGCAUGAGCUGGGGAAUACACUGAGUGACCAGGAUGUCAAUGCAGUAGCAUCUCAACACUUUGAUGCACAGCAGAUCUUGGAGAACAAGUGGACCAGCGAGCUGCAGCAGGUGACCGAAAUUCAAAAGCAGGAGUAUCAAGAAUGGGUGAUUAAACUGCACCAGGAUCUGCAGAAACCCAGCAACAGCAGCAUAAUUAAUGAGGAGAUUAAGGUGCAGUCCAGGCAGCUGACUGAGGCGGCCGAUUCUGGGACCAGGAUGUUUGAGGAGCAGCCUCAGCUGGAGGAGAGCUUCACCAUUCACCUGGGAGCGCAGCUGAAGACCAUGCACAACUUGCGGCUGGUCCGAGCGGACGUGCUGGAUUUCUGCAAACACCGUCGGCACGGCAGCAGCGGCGCCAAGCUGCGGCGGCUGCAGACGGCCCUCUUGCUGUACUCGUCCUCACUCUGCGGGCUGGUGCUGCUGGUGGACAACAGGGUGAACUCCUACAGCGGCAUCAAGAGAGACUUUGCAACUGUGGCAAAGGAGUGCACAGACUUCCACUUCCCCUGCCUGGAGGAGCAGCUGGAGGAGGUGCAGCAGGUGCUGCUCCUGGCCCGGGUGCAGCGCAGCAGCAAGCAGAAAGACCAACCAGAAAAUCGAAAGAACGGAGGUGAUGACAAGAGCAAAACGGUGGAAAGGAACCCGUCAAACAUCGUACCAGGCGAGUUUUAUAUUUCACGGCACUCCAACCUGUCGGAGGUUCAUGUCGUCUUCCACCUCUGUGUGGAUGACAACGUCCGCUCGGGCAGCAUCACGGCCCGGGACCCGGCCAUCAUGGGUCUGAGAAACAUCCUGAAGGUCUGCUGCACUCAUGACAUCACCACCAUCACCGUUCCCCUGCUGCUGGUUCACGACAUGUCAGAGGAGAUGACCAUACCGUGGUGUCUGAAGAGGGCCGAGCUGGUUUUCAAAUGUGUCAAAGGUUUUAUGAUGGAAAUGGCCUCCUGGGAUGGAGGCAUUUCCCGCACAGUCCAGUUCCUGGUGCCAAAGAGUAUCUCAGAGGAGAUGUUCUACCAGUUGAGCAACAUGUUGCCUCAAAUCUUCCGCGUCUCCUCUACAUUAACUCUCACUUCAAGGCACUGACGGGGUGACAGGCUCCACUUUGAGGAUCAGGACGAAAGAGAUUCUGUAAAACCAACGUCUGAUUUACACAUUGCAAAAAACAAUUAUGUUCUGGUGGCAUUAUAGCACUUGCAAAUCACGUGGACCUAUAAUCAUUGUUAGGUUUCUGUGAGCUUUGUUGUGUCCUGCUGGAAGGGGACCGGGGUCCAGCCUCAGAGCAGCUGCUGCUGGUAUCGCUCUGAGCUGAAAAUAUCCCAGUUUUUCCCUUACGGUUGUGAUCUGUCAUAGCCGAGGAUUUAGUUCCGGGCUUUGGAAAUUAAAAGUUGGCCGAACAGCUGAAGAAAAUGUGAAAGUACGAUAUUGUUUACUCCAGUGUGACCCCACAAAUCUGGGUUACAUUCAUGACAGCUAGCCGCUCAGCAAAGUGUGGCUUUUGAUUGGCUUUCACCACAUUCUGAGAAACUUUUCAGACGGGGUUAAUCAGACUGCGGCGAUUAUGGAAAACAGUGCAGACUCUGGCUUUAAGAAAAUUGUAGUUUAGAUGGGAUUUAUCCCUCUAAUCUCAUGCAGCAGAUCACACACAUGGACUCUUGUCAUAAAAAAAUGACAGCAGUUGGGGUAAAAGUGACUCACUGGAUAUGUGGAUCUGGACGGUCCCUCCCCUCUACCUGUGUAACAGCAGGGGGCGCUGUUCCGAAAGACAAAGAUGAGCACACACAUUAGCCAACUUUGCCCAUUAAAAGAAGGGAAGUUUUAAUGAGCGUUUUCUACCCACCGAGAUUCAUUUCCAGCUGUUUAAAUCUGUGUUUACUGCUUUAAAAAGACUGGCAGAUGUGUAACAAACUUACGGUAAGCCUGAUUAAAAAUGUCCCUGUAUUUUUAUGUUAAUUUACAUUUUUAUGUUUUAAUAAAUAAAAAAAAGUAA
This is a messenger RNA of Menidia menidia (Atlantic silverside), 2590 nucleotides long. The record is from the annotation of a GenBank genome assembly. NCBI's taxonomy places the organism in Eukaryota, Metazoa, Chordata, Actinopteri, Atheriniformes, Atherinopsidae.